This is a messenger RNA of Adineta steineri, 528 nucleotides long. The record is from the annotation of a GenBank genome assembly. NCBI's taxonomy places the organism in Eukaryota, Metazoa, Rotifera, Eurotatoria, Adinetida, Adinetidae.
AUGAAUACUUAUGGUUCUAGUUGGAUAUUUGCUGAUCCAUCCGAUAAUAUUUCCACUCCUGGAUAUACUGUACAUACUAUACCAGUUGUCGAGCAAGGAUGUGAUUGUGGACUGACUCCGAAGUGUACAAAAGAGUUUUUUGGAAUAAAGUAUGGUUGUUAUGUCACCGAAGCUUUUUCACAAUUACCAAUGGCGUGUCUCUACGAUGCAAAAUGUGUGGAUAAAUCAGGCAAUAAUAACUCACUCAGUAAUCCAGGGAAUUCAAGUCGUUUUUCGAUCAAUACAACAUAUGAAGCAUUGCUCAGUGAAUUAAUGGUGGAAAACCUUAUACACGAUCUAGAUUAUGAGAUUUAUUUUAGUAAAUGUAAACCUUCAUUAUGUAUUUAUAAGAAAAGCAAUUUCAAAGAAGGAAUUAUUGAACUUAUUUCUCUAUAUGGUGGUGUUGCCAUCAUCUGUCGAUUAAUUGCAGUCAUUCUUGUUAAAUUAAUACGACGUCGAUCAGUAGAAAUUACACCGGUAACAGAUUAA